AAAAUUGUUGAAUGAAUGUGUCUAAUCAGGUCCCUUUGAAAAAUUUAUUCGAGGGUCAAAGGUAAGAACAUUGGAUGGACCUGAAUAUGUUAGGAAAGUAUCUGAGAACUGUGUGAACUUUAUGAAAUCCAAUGGAAGUUACGGUGAAGCAGAAGAAAAAGCUAUCGAGGAAUUCAGAUAUGCAUUCAAGGAUCAACAUUUCCCACCAGGUUCAACUGUUUUCUAUAGGCAAUCACCCACUGGAACAUUGGGGCUUAGUUUCUCAAAAGAUGAGACGAUUCCAGAAAAUGAGUAUGCAGUGAUAGAGAACAAGGCACUUUCAGAGGCAGUGCUGGAGACUAUGAUUGGAGAGAUUCCUGUUUCUCCUGCUUUGAAACAGAGUUUGGCUACAAGAUUUUAUGAGUUUCUGAAAGAGGACAAUUCCAAGACUGAGUGAAAACUGAGAAAUGCAUGAGAUAUUCAAUGUUGUCUCCUCAGCCAUUGGUGGUACACUUCCUGUGUUACUCUUAAUCUAAAUAAAUGUAUU
Messenger RNA from Vigna umbellata (rice bean), 526 nucleotides. Lineage: Eukaryota; Viridiplantae; Streptophyta; Magnoliopsida; Fabales; Fabaceae. The record is from RefSeq and is a predicted model, not a curated record.